This is a messenger RNA of Solea solea (common sole), 2119 nucleotides long. It is a transcript of the gene vps45, whose product is annotated as vacuolar protein sorting 45 homolog. The coding region runs from base 145 to 1851 and encodes 568 amino acids. Gene Ontology annotation, cellular component: Golgi membrane. Gene Ontology annotation, biological process: vesicle-mediated transport; intracellular protein transport. The record is from RefSeq and is a predicted model, not a curated record. The transcript is spliced from 15 exons. Lineage: Eukaryota; Metazoa; Chordata; Actinopteri; Pleuronectiformes; Soleidae.
UAGAGGACCCGGAAGUAAGUGCUUCGCUUGUUGACGCAGCUGCUGAUUUUGUUUUGGACAGUACCAGCAGAGUCCGCGGUCUGUAGCGGAUUGUAGAGGACUGUAGAGGACUGUAGUGGACUGUAGAGGACUGUAGUCGCUGCCAUGAACGUGACGCUCGCGGUGAAACAGUACAUCUCUAAGAUGGUGGAGAGCAGCGGACCCGGGAUGAAGGUGCUGCUGAUGGACCGAGAGACGACCAGUAUAGUGAGUGUGGUGUACACUCACUCAGAGAUCCUACAGAAGGAGGUUUACCUGUUUGAGAGAAUGGACUCUCAGAACAGAGACAGCAUGAAACACCUGAAGGCCAUCUGCUUCCUCAGACCCACCAAGGAGAACGUGGAGCAUCUGAUCCAGGAGCUGAGGAGACCAAAGUACAGCGUCUACUUCAUCUACUUCAGUAAUGUGAUCAGUAAGAGUGAGAUCAAAGCUCUGGCUGAAGCUGAUGAACAGGAAGUGGUGGCAGAAGUCCAGGAGUUUUAUGGAGAUUUCAUCGCAGUGAAUCCUCACCUGUUCUCUCUGAAUCUUCUGGGCGUGUCCAGGGGGCGGAGCUGGGAGCCGUCCAUGUUGUCUCGUUGUACUCAGGGUUUGACGUCCGUCCUCCUCGCUCUGAAGAAAUGUCCCAUGAUUCGUUACCAGCUGUCAUCAGACAUGUCCAAGCGUCUCGCUGAGAGCGUCAAGCAAAUCAUAACCAAAGAGUACGAGCUGUUUGACUUCAGGAAAACUGAGGUUCCUCCUCUGCUGCUGAUCCUCGACCGCAGUGAUGACGCCAUCACGCCGCUGCUCAACCAGUGGACUUACCAGGCCAUGGUCCAUGAGCUUCUGGGUCUGAACAACAACAGGAUCGAUCUGUCCAGAGUUCCAGGGAUCAGCAAAGACCUGAAAGAGGUCGUCCUGUCUGCCGACAACGACGAGUUCUACGCCAACAACAUGUACCUGAACUUUGGAGAGAUUGGCACCAACAUCAAGAACCUGAUGGAGGAUUUUCAGAAGAAGAGGCCAAAAGGUCAACAGAAGCUGGAGUCCAUCUCUGACAUGAAGGCGUUUGUAGAUAACUACCCUCAGUUUAAGAAAAUGUCGGGAACUGUUUCCAAACACGUGACGGUUGUUGGAGAACUUUCUCGCCUGGUGUCAGAGCGUCAGCUGAUGGAGGUGUCGGAGGCGGAGCAAGAGUUAGCGUGUCAGAACGACCACUCCAGCGCUCAACAGAGUGUUCGGCGUCUGCUGCAGAAUCCUCGUCUGUCAGAGCUGGACGCCGUGCGCCUCGUCAUGCUCUACGCUCUGAGGUACGAGCGCCACAGCAGUAGCAUCCUGCCAUCACUGAUGGACGAGCUGAGCCGCAGGGGCGUGUCUGAACGCCACCGCAAGAUGGUUCAGUCCGUGGUGGAGUACGGAGGGAAAAGAGUCAGAGGAAGUGACCUCAUCACUCCAACAGACGCCGUCGCCAUCACCAAACAGUUCUUUAAAGGACUCAAGGGUGUAGAGAACGUCUACGCUCAGCAUCAGCCGCUGCUUCACGACACUCUGGAUCAGCUGAUCAAAGGUCGACUCAAGGACAGUCAGUUUCCUUAUCUGGGAGCAAGUAGUCUGAGAGACAGACCUCAGGACAUCAUCUUGUUUGUGAUUGGUGGAGCCACGUAUGAAGAAGCUCUGGCUGUUUACAACAUGAACCGCACCACACCUGGAGUCCGCAUCGUCCUGGGAGGAAGUUCCAUCCACAACACCAAGAGUUUCCUGGAGGAAGUGAUGUCGGCGACCACUCACAGCAGUGACAGACCAACAGGAAGUGGUCGCCAUGGCAGCAGACGCUGAACACACACACACACACACAUUUCCAGCUGUUAGUUUUAGUUUGAAGGAGCAGAUGAUCAGAAUAUUAGGAACACCUGUGAAUGCUUUGCUUCAUACAUGAGUAAAUACAAUCAUCCACGACUGCCCUGUGGCUAAUGCUAAGCUAAUGUAGGGUGUGAACUUCAGAGGUGUACCUAAUAAAGUGGUCACUGCUUCAGCAUCUGAAACUGAACAAUUGUCACUUUUCUGUUGUUGUUUAAUGAAAUAAACGUGUGACUGAUGAGCGUCA